AGGUGCGUGCACCACUACCUGGGACUGCAGGUUUCAUCUUUUGAUAGUUUUCUAAACAAAUUUGUGAAAGAGGUUCAGUAAUCUUGCGUCGCUUUUCUUUCACGUUCGUUCCUACUUGUUCGUCAGCUCGUUUUGCAGCCGUGUACCUCCGCCCAAGCAUCGCAGACACCUUUGUCGUUGCUUUCAUUCGCUGUCUGUGCAUCAUCUACCUUUCUGCAUUCGUUUCUUUUCUGUUUUGCGUUUGCUGUUUCUUUGCUGUGGUGCCUGCACGCACCUCUGAGCUCUCCCACCUUUCACCAUUUCUGUCAUGACGUUGUUACGUUAACGCCACACACGUUCUUUCUUCCGUCCCCUCCCACAAUUCCAUCUCUCUCCUUCUUUUCUUUUUGCUUCGGUUUGUAGUGCCUGGAACAAUGUCGAACAGCGCUUCCGGAGACAUGGUCAGCGUGCCCAGCAUAGCUAGUAUGGCGAGCAUGGCCAGUGGGAUGAGCUCGGAGGAGAGCGAAAUGCCGAACAUCCACCGCGGCGUCGAUGCGGCGGUCUUCAUGAUGUGGAAUAACCAGUAUGAAGGGGCGCUGGAGAGCCUGCGUGCCGAGAAGGACAGAAAUCCUCGCUACGCGCUGGAGUGGGCGAACGUGAGUCUCGUCAAGACGUUGAUGAGCUCCACCAACGAGGACCGCGAGAAGCUGCUGGACCUUUACAAGGCCGCCGACUCGCUGUCAACCUCCACCAAGUACAACGAACCAAUGUUCACCGACGACGACGACGACGACGACGAAGAAGAAGAGGAGUGCAUGGAGAAGAGCCGGAAGCAGCUCAAAAAGGAGAAGAAGCAGAACAAGAAGGCCUUCAAGGCUCGCAAGAAGCACGCCAAGAAGAGUGGCGAGUUCUUCGAUCAGACGUGGAAGCUCGAGUGCGAUGUGAUCUACGCGGACGCGCUUCUCAUGCGCUCGAUUUGCCAGCUGAUGAUGAACUCGUACAUCAAAGGCGGCAUCAACCUGCGCAAGGCGUGGGGGUGCUACCAUAGCCUGAUCCAGAUCGUCGAGAAGGACACGGAGAACAAGAUCCCGAAGGAGCUGAAGAUGUGCAUCAAGUACGGCACUGGCACCUUCUACGCUUUUCUUGCUCUGGUGCCCGCCAACCUGAUGAAGCUGCUGAGCAUUAUCGGCUUUAUCUCGGACAAGGACCUCGGCGAGCAGUACCUCACGGAGGUGUUUGAGAGCAACACCAUCCGCUCCCCGUUCGCAGCCUUGGUGCUGUGCACCCUCUACCUCUUCCUGCCAACCGGUCUCGGCAACGUCGAGCUCACCCUGUCGCGCGCGAAUCGCAUCCUGGUUACGAUGAACGAGCGCUACCCGAAGAACACGUACUUCAACGGCUACGCGAACUUCUAUUACCGCAAAAAGGGCGAGGUUGUACCCGCCGUGAAGUCCAUCACAUUGGCAGCCGAGAACGCCGAGAAGGCCGGUCUCGUGCCGCUCCUCAUCAAAUACCUCUACGCCGACACCCUCUUCAUGAACCAGCAGUGGGCCGAGGCGCUCGUACAGUACACCAAGAUUCUCGACCAUCUCGCCAAGACCAAGGAGAAGUUCGCCUACACAGGCCAAAUCGUGCUCUCUGUCGCGGCGUGCUAUGUGAUGCGGAACAACGACAGGGACGCGAUGGUGUGGUUCAAGAAGGUGGACUCCAUGUACAACCCGAAGUCGAAGAACGACUCCAACUCACCCAAGUUUGCGUACCGCGUCAUCUCCAACCCGCGCCUGCUGCCGCUCGCUGGCGUGUACAUGCUGUACAUUAAUCGUGAUCUUGCCCACAUGAACAAGGAGCAGGGGGAGCGCGUGCUGAGCGAGCUGAUGCGCGUGACGAAGGACAAGGACCUCACUGGACCCGAGGCGGAGCACAUGUACAACCUCUUUGUCGGCGUCAUCAAGAAGGGUAGUGAGGACAUCGACGCCGCCUUCUCCUACAUGAACAAAAUAUUUGAUAACGAGAAGAAGAUCCCGCAGGACUCGAUGAUUCUGCCGUUUGCGUAUUACGAGACAGCUGAGAUGGAAUUCCGCCGCGGCAACAUGAAGAAGUCCAAGGAGCUUUUCGAGAAGGGCAGCAGAAUCAAAGGAGACGGCAACGAAACAUUAUCGAACCGCUACAGCAUAGCGAUGAAGCAGCUGCGCCGUGCGAUGGAUGAGCGCAACUGA
Molecule: messenger RNA, 2195 nt
Organism: Leptomonas pyrrhocoris
Lineage: Eukaryota; Euglenozoa; Kinetoplastea; Trypanosomatida; Trypanosomatidae
Exons: 1
Coding region: 414-2195 (593 amino acids)
Molecular function (GO): protein binding
Source: RefSeq, a predicted model, not a curated record